This is a messenger RNA of Alosa alosa (allis shad), 2678 nucleotides long. It is a transcript of the gene slc1a7a, whose product is annotated as solute carrier family 1 member 7a. Gene Ontology annotation, molecular function: neutral L-amino acid transmembrane transporter activity; L-glutamate transmembrane transporter activity; glutamate:sodium symporter activity. The coding region runs from base 144 to 1871 and encodes 575 amino acids. The record is from RefSeq and is a predicted model, not a curated record. NCBI's taxonomy places the organism in Eukaryota, Metazoa, Chordata, Actinopteri, Clupeiformes, Clupeidae. Gene Ontology annotation, cellular component: plasma membrane. The transcript is spliced from 11 exons. Gene Ontology annotation, biological process: L-glutamate transmembrane transport.
CUUUCCCUCUCUCUACAUCUCUCUCUGCCUGGGUCCUCCUGUCCGACCCCCCUCCCCCCAGCUCCUCCCGGUUGCAUUGGGGCUCGGUGGCGAGUAUAUGGGUGACUGAGAGUGAGGCCGAGUGCGAGUGUGGACGUGUCACUAUGGGGCUGGGUGCAGUGUGGAGUCGGGUGAAGAAUGUGUGCCAACAGAAUGGACUCCUCAUCCUCUCCGUGCUGGCAGUGGUCAUCGGCUGCCUGCUGGGCUUCUUCCUGCGCUCCAAGCACCUCACUGCACAGGAGGUGAAGUAUUUCCAGUUUCCGGGGGAGCUGCUGAUGAGGAUGCUGAAGAUGCUCAUCCUGCCUCUCGUUGUGUCUAGUCUGAUGUCUGGGCUGGCUGCCCUUGAUGCCAAGUGCUCCAGCCGCCUGGGCAUCAUGACCAUCUCCUACUACCUGUGGACCACCUUUGUUGCCGUAGUGGUGGGCAUCGUCAUGGUGUCCGUCAUCCACCCCGGGGGCGCUGCCCAGAAGGAGGACUCAGAGGACAGCGGCAAGCCCAUCAUGAGCUCCGCCGAUGCCCUGCUUGACCUCAUCCGCAACAUGUUCCCAGCCAACCUGGUCCAAGCCUGUUUCCAGCAGUAUCGCACCCAGAGUAUCCCCAUCAUGGCCCCCAGGCCUACUGUGAGCCAGGAACUUGCCGAGUCCACCACGAGAAGACUCUUCAUCUACGGCAUCCAGGACGACAAUGGCACCGACAUCCAGAACUUCUCCCUGGACCUCACGCCCCCACCUGCUGUCACCUUCCAAAUUAAACCGGGCACCAGUGAGGGCAUGAAUGUCCUGGGCAUUGUCAUUUUCUCUGCUACCAUGGGCAUAAUGCUUGGCCGCAUGGGACCCAAUGGCAGUGCCCUGGUGAACUUCUGUCAGAGUCUAAACGAAGCUGUGCUCAAAAUAGUUGCCAUUGUCAUCUGGUAUUUCCCAUUUGGCAUCGUGUUCCUGGUCGCUGGCAAGAUUCUGGAGAUGGACGACCCUUCCGCCAUGGGGAAAAAGCUGGGAUUCUACGCCAUCACUGUGGUUAUGGGGCUAGUGCUGCACGGCCUCUUUAUCCUGCCUGCCAUGUACUUCUUCAUCACCAAAAAGAGCCCCAUAGUCUACAUCAGGGGCAUCCUGCAGGCCCUGCUCAUAUCCCUAGCUACCUCCUCCAGCUCCGCCACACUGCCUAUCACCUUCAAGUGCCUGCUGGAGAACAACCACAUAGACCGCCGCAUCAUCCGCUUUGUACUGCCUGUGGGUGCCACCAUAAACAUGGACGGCACGGCGCUCUACGAGGCAGUAGCUGCCAUUUUCAUCGCCCAGGUCAACAAUUAUGAGCUGGACUUUGGCCAGAUCAUCACCAUCAGCAUCACUGCUACUGCAGCCAGUAUCGGAGCUGCUGGGAUUCCACAAGCUGGCCUUGUAACUAUGGUGAUUGUGCUGACUUCGGUUGGUCUGCCCACAGAUGACAUCACUCUCAUCAUCGCGGUGGACUGGGCGUUGGACCGCUUCAGGACCAUGGUGAACGUAAUGGGGGAUGCCUUGGCCACAGGCAUCAUGGCUCACAUCUGCAGGAAAGACUUUGUGAAGGAGGGUGAAGAGAUCCCUCUCAUUUGCGAGACCAAACCCAUGAUCAGCAUCCAGCAGAUGAUGGCCUAUCAGAAGAACGGUGGCUUUCAGCCCUCACCCACAAGCAUGCUGAGGAAGCCGGAGCACUUCUCCCCGGACGUGGCCCGGAUCCGGCAGCUGGAGGAGGGCCGGCCCAUGGAGAAGAAGAGGUCCUCGCACCGUCACAAGCGGGAGCCUAAGGACAAGGACCACUGCGCCAUAGACAUGAAUGGCCUGGAGACCAACGUAUAGGCUCUCACAUGGACCAAACACAGACACAAACACAACAUAUGUAUACCUGCUCUGAAAGCAAGGAUCAGAGACUAAGCCUGGAAUGCACCGGACCUUAAAGGAAAUGACGUUUUGAGGUGUGGGGUUCAGACAGACACCGUGCUCUUUUCAUUUGUGUGUGAGUUUGGGCUUGUUUUUUUUUUUUUUUCAUUUUUUAAAGAAAUUGAUUGCAACAACAUUGCAGUGUGUGGUUGAGUUGAUCUAUACGCUGUUGCAUAACUUAACAGGAAACCAACUCAACUGACAAGAGGAAAGGGAUGGAGGCCUGUGGUACUGUGCCAUUUUCCAUCCCAGCAUCCCCACUGAACCUUAGCUCAGAGGGGUCAAGCCCCCGGUUGAACCAGCAAAAGCAUGGAAGCAGUCUGUUUUGUGGUGGUGUUACGUUUCUUGCUGGUGACAUCAGUAAUAUAGGGGUGAUAAGUAUGUCUGAUUCCUCCACGUUCGGGGGCAGGAUAUUAACCCAGCACUUAACGUUCACUCAGAUGUGUUUAUGUUUACUGUUAUAUAAUGUAAUUUAAGAUUUCUUUCUUUCUUUUUUUCUCAUGUUUUGACUUUUAUAAGAUUUCUUCAUCAUACUGUAUAUGAGUUUCUCUUUUUUUGAGGUAACAAUGGUGAACACAAUGUCUUGAAAACCGACCCAUCUCAAACGUUCCUCAGAACAGUGCAAUGUUUCUUGAUUCAGAUAUCGUUGUUGCUUGGUCUUAGGUUUUAAUGUUUAUUAAAUGCAUGGACGGAUCAUGAACUUUUAGGCCCCUGGACCCAGAUGUA